Ahaetulla prasina is the source of this 1803-nucleotide messenger RNA. RefSeq names its product C-type natriuretic peptide 1-like. The coding region runs from base 1 to 339 and encodes 112 amino acids. The transcript is spliced from 2 exons. NCBI's taxonomy places the organism in Eukaryota, Metazoa, Chordata, Lepidosauria, Squamata, Colubridae. The record is from RefSeq and is a predicted model, not a curated record. Gene Ontology annotation, molecular function: hormone activity; hormone receptor binding. Gene Ontology annotation, cellular component: extracellular region.
AUGGAAGCCCGGCCUCUCCUCCUCUUCCUCUGCCUCCUCCUGCCAGCUUCCCAGAGCCCUGUCCACUCUCCCCAGCUGUUGCUGGAAAUUCUUGGCCCGGACCUUGCAAUUCUGCUGUCCGGCCAUGAAGCGCUCGGCUCCUCGCCCCCACCCUCAGGUGGGCCCUUUCCCCCCAGGCCCCCAACUCUGCCCCCCGGGCACCCCUGGCUCCACCUCCUCCGGGAGCUUGCAAAGUCCCAGGCAAGGAAGCUCCGGGGCCGCUUUCGGAAAGGGGCUCAGCUGGGCUGCUUCGGCAUCAAGCUGGACCGGAUCGGUACCUUCAGCGGCCUCGGGUGCUGAGAGUAAGCCGGGCAGGGUGGGCAGCGGCCCUCGGCUUUGCAUGGGGGGCCCCCAGGGCCAGUCUUUGCGAAGGGGGGAGGGGCUGAGGCUUUGCUGGGCACCCCUGAACCAGCAGGAGCUGGGCCGGUCUAUCCGAUGCCCCCUGCCAACAUGGGAGGGGCCUGACAGCGGCCGAGCCUUCUUCAUACCCCAGAAUCCCCCUCCUGCGGGUCCUUCAUGCUCCAGCUGCACAGAACGCGGAUGCUCACGGCUGGGGGACCCCAAAACAAACGCCGUCCCAGCUGUGUGUCUUUUGUGCAGCCCCACUUCUGGCUCCUCAUGUGGGGGGGGGGAAUCCCCUAAUCCUGCCCUUCUCCAAGGAGAGGGCUCAAGCCAAGACCCCCUCCCGACCAGGACCAGCUCCAGAAAGUGGGCCCCGCUUUUGUUCUUUUUAAAGCAGAGCCGCCUUUGAACGCAGCUGGGCUCCUGGCGGCUCAGGGAACACGCCCAAGGAGUCGGUUCCACCGCUUGUGUGCGUGUGCACACGGGUGUGUUAAAACUGAAGGCGGCAAACAGGACUGUGGGAUGAUUUUUGCACCAAUAAAGGAGAGCAGCUGCAGCUCAGGGUUGAAACGAGGGCUCCUUGGCGUUCUCUGAGCUGGGCGGCUUCCUUGCAGACGUCGCACGACCCAUUUAGGGAACUUCAUCAAGAUUAGCACUGAUGAUGUUCCUUAGAUGGGUCAUGAAACGUCUACAAGCAAACCAACAAGCUCAAAGAGCGCCAAGGACCGCACAAUCUUCCUCCUCCUCCAUACAAGCCAUACUCCCUUCUAGCAUUGAUGAUGUUCCCUAGUUGGGUCGUGAAACGUUUGCAAGAACCCGACCCAGCCCAGAGACCCCCAGGCACCCCUCCCAAUAUUGUGUGACCUGACUUCUUGGGUUCCUUGACCCUUCCCCGCAGGCACCCCAAACAGAUGAAAGACGGAAACAAUUUGCUGCCAGCUUUCCUCCACAUUUUCUUCACUUCCUGGUUCUGGAUCCCUGGUGGGUGGGGCUGGGGUCUCAGCGGGCGACCCAAGGGAGUGCAGGCACACCGGGUGGAAAUUUGGCCGCGCUGAUCCAAAACCCUUCGGGAAAUGUCACCGACCGGCUUUUUCCCUUUCCAAAUUGUUCUCUUUCUUUUUUCCUUCCACAAAACAAUCCGUAUUUAUUUAUCCGUCCUGUAUUUAGUUAAGAGGCCGGUUCCGCUGGGCUCUGUGGGGCUCCCGAGUGCCGUCAAGAGACCCACGCACAACCUUGCAUCGUUCCGAGGGGGCCGACACGAGGAGCCAUGGGGCCGGGACCUAGAUUGCCACCGAUUGCCCUGUUCCUGUUUGUCGGUCCCAAGCUAGUGACGACGCCUUUCCGGGGCCGAGUGAUUUCAUCAAGACAAAAACCCAUCCUGGGUUUGCAAAGAUGCCUCGCCUGGCUGCUUCCCCUGCCAGG